AAUUGUGUGGAAAUUGGGAUUUAGGGUUUGGGAUAUCUGGGUUGAUUUAAUUCUGAUUUGAGCUGAUCAUGGAGCUAAGGUUCGUCGCUUCGUUACGUUUCCUCAAAGCAUCUCCGCCGAAGUGAUAGCACCAUCUCACAAGCUUGAUUCUGGAAGACGUAAGGUUCGAUAACCGCUUGAUUUCUCUCUCGAGAAGAAACAGUUGUUGCAUCUGUAUUUGUAUGGUUGCUGUUAUUGAUUUGUGAUGAGAUCAUCGGGCUCUCCUUCCGGGAGGAAGAGCAAGAAGCUCGCCGCGAUCUGCGAGGAGGAAUACAACAGAAACCAUGGAGAGGCGAAGGACAGAGACGCUCCUGCUGACUCUGAGCUUCGGCGGAGCUCUAGGGUGAGGCGGAUACCGUCCAUCCUCGACGCUUCUCCUCCUCCUGCGAAGAAACGACGGCGUUUGAAUAGGAGGAGUAGUAGUAGUAGUCUAAGGAGAGUGGUGAAGGAGGAGGAUGGUGAUUCGGAUAGCGCUGAUGAUGGUUGGAAAUCUAGGUUGAGGUCGAGGUCGAGGAGGAGGAAGAACGCUGGUGGUUCUCAAGCGAGUGUGGUUGAGAGGAAGAGAAAGCUAGUUUUCGGCAAUGAGUUGAGGGAGAAAUCAGUGGCGAAAGGAAGAGGAGGGAAGAUGAUGAAAACAAAGAAGCAAGUGGAAUCUGAGAGUUCGCAGAAUGAGUCGGGUAGUAAUGCUGAAGAAGAGGAGAGUGGGAGCGAGUCGGAGGCUGACAGUGAAGCUGGAGAGGAGGAGGAUGAGAAGGAGAAGACUACCAAAAGAUCAGUUGUUUUAGAGAGUGAAGAUGAAGAUGAAGAUGAAGAUGAAGUUGAUGGAGCGGAGGCUGAGAGCGAGGAUGAAGCAGACAGUACUGAAAAUGAGACUGAGGAUAGUGAUGAAGAAGGGGAAAGUGAAGAAAAAGGUAGUGCAGAGAAGGAAGGAAGUGAGAUUAAAGGUAAUGUGGAUGGAACAGCAGCUGAUACUGAUGUUAGAAUGGAAGAAGUGGAAAAUGAGAGUGGGGAUCAAAUUGAAGGAUUGGCACUUGAAGGAACUGAGGAUAAGGAGUUGGUUGCAGUGGUUUCUGAAAGUGGAAAUGGCACUGGUAUACUAGGGGAUGAUAUUGAUGUUGCUGAUGAUGUUAAGACCGAUGAUCCUGAACCACUACAGAAAGCUGACAUCGAUGUUAACGACAGUUUGAAGCAGAGUGAUGAUAGUGGAGAGCAAGGUGUUUCUAGAACACCAUCUAUUGAUAAGACCAAAGAACAUUGUGAGGUUCACGAUAAAGUGGGUGAAAGUGUGGAAUUGCUUGACGAGUUGCCUAUUCAAAAUGAAACUUGCAACAAAGUAGUUGACUCAGUUUGCACUUCAUCAGAUAGACUUGGUAAUCCUCCCUUCAAACAAGCCAGACGCUGUGGUUUAUGUGGAGUUGGCACUGAUGGAAAACUCCCGAAGAAGUUGAUACAAGAUAAUGGUGACAGUGACAUAGAGGCACAUAGCGGGUCUUCAUCUUCAGGGGAGCCAAACUAUGACAUAUUGGAUGGUUUUGGAGAUGAACCUGGGUGGCUUGGCCGUCUAUUGGGCCCUAUAAACGAUCGUUAUGGAAUUUCUGGAACGUGGGUUCAUCAGCACUGUGCCGUAUGGAGUCCCGAGGUUUACUUCGCUGGUGUAGGACACUUAAAGAAUAUAAGGGCGGCACUUUGCAGAGGGAGGUCACUAAAAUGCACUCGCUGUGAAAGACCUGGGGCAACCAUCGGUUGUCGUGUUGAUAGAUGUCCAAGAACCUAUCAUUUGCCUUGUGCACGAGCUAAUGGUUGCAUCUUUGAUCACCGUAAGUUUCUCAUUGCUUGCACGGACCACAGACAUCAUUUCCAACCCCAUGGUCGUCAAUGUCAAGUCACGAUGAAGAAGAUGAAAACCAAGAAGAUGCGUUUGGAGGUGAGGAAGCACUCAAAUGAUGCAUGGCGUAAGGAUGUGGAAGCGGAAGAAAAGUGGUUAGAGAAAUGUGGAGACGAUGAAGAAUUUUUAAAACGUGAAAGCAAGAGACUUCACCGAGAUCUGUUAAGAGUGGCUCCUGAGUAUAUCGGAGGCUCUGAUUCUGAGAACGGAAAGGCAUUUGAAGGGUGGGACUCAGUUGCUGGGCUUGAGGGUGUAACUCAAUGUAUGAAAGAGGUUGUUCUUUUACCUUUACUAUAUCCAGAAUUCUUUGAUAACCUUGGACUUACACCUCCUAGAGGUAUCCUCUUGCAUGGACAUCCUGGAACUGGAAAAACUCUUGUGGUUCGAGCAUUGAUUGGUUCCCUCGCUCGUGGUAAUAGACGGAUUGCCUACUUUGCCCGCAAAGGGGCAGACUGUCUGGGAAAAUAUGUUGGUGAUGCUGAGCGCCAGUUGAGACUCUUAUUUCAGGUCGCUGAAAAAUGCCAACCAUCAAUCAUAUUUUUUGAUGAAAUUGAUGGUCUUGCUCCCAAGCGGUCAAGGCAGCAAGAUCAAACACACAGCUCUGUUGUAUCCACAUUGCUCGCUUUACUAGACGGCUUAAAGUCGCGUGGCUCAGUGGUGGUCAUAGGUGCUACAAACUACCCUGAUGCUAUUGACCCAGCAUUAAGGAGGCCGGGGAGAUUUGAUAGGGAGAUCUAUUUUCCACUACCGUCGCUCGACGAUAGGGCUGCAAUCAUCUCACUCCAUACUAGAAAGUGGCCUAAGCCGGUGUCUGGAUACUUGCUCAAGUGGGUUGCUAAAGAAACUGCUGGUUUUGCUGGUGCGGAUAUACAAGCUCUCUGCACGCAAGCUGCCAUGAUUGCCUUGAAUAGGAGCUUUCCCUUGCAAGAAUCUUUGGCCGCUGCAGAGUUGGGAAUCUCUAGGAGUAAUCGUGUUGCUCUACCAUCCUUCUCAGUUGAAGAAAGAGAUUGGUUGGAAGCUUUAUCCCGCUCCCCACCCCCAUGCUCUCGUAGAGGAGCAGGAAAAGCAGCUAGCGAUAUAUAUUCAUCUCCUCUUCCUGUUUACUUGGUUCCUUCUUUGUUACCGUCAUUGUGUUCUUUACUUGUUGCUUUUCAUCUUGAAGAGCGCAUCGUGCUGCCACCUCUGCUUUCUAAAGCUGCGGUUGAUUUCCAAAAUGUGAUCUGUUCUGCUUUGAGCGACAAGAAGAUAACUGAUGAUUGCUGGUGGUCCCAUGUUGGUAGCCUUCUCCAGGAGGUAGAUGUUGUGAAAGAUAUAGUUCAGAGACUUUCUUAUGCUGGGAUACUGGAUGGAGGAUGUGACUCAGUUAGAUCUGUUCCAAGCGCCCCUGGUGCUGGCGAGUGUAGUUUGGGUUCUGCACAGUUCAUGGUACACAGAGUCCGCCGACAUCCUGGGUUGGGGAAUGCUCCUUCAGAAUCAAUGAACAAGUCUGGAUUCCAACUGCUUAUUGCUGGAGGACCUAGAUCUGGUCAACGUCAUCUUGCUUCUUGCAUCUUGCAUUGUUUUAUUGGAAAUGCAGAGAUGCAGAAGAUAGACACUGCAACCAUUUCACAAGAAGGAAAUGGGGAUCUGGUGCUAGGCGUAACUCACUUAUUAAUUAAAUGUGCUAGCAGGAAAUCGAGUGUGGUAUUCAUGCCAAGGAUUGACUUGUGGGCUGUAGAGACAGAAACUCCACUGAAUGAGGAGGUCAAGUGUGAUGAUGAUUCUGUAAAAGAAAAUGCUUCUUCCGUUCGUCCAGAAACAGUGGAGAAAAUGGAGUUGCAGUAUUCUUUUCGAGUAUCACAUGCUUGGAAUACAUUUUUGGAGCAAGUAGAAUCAUUGCGAGUUUCCACAAAGAUGAUAAUUCUGGCUACUUCUGCCAUGCCCUACGAACUCCUGCCUCCUAAGAUACAACAGUUCUUUAAGACGGACCUAUCAAAGGAGUAUCAGCCAACUAUGUCUGAGGCUGUUCCACAAUUCACUGUACAAGUUACUGAAAAUUCUGACCAGGACAUGGCCAUUGACCUGUCUGCUACUGAGUUGUCAAGGCGGGCAAUCCAAGUGUUUCUUCAUUUGGUGCAUCAGGGAACACAUACACACUAUGACUUACAGAAGACAUACAAAAUAGAGGAUCCUGGCCAGAGUUGUAGAGAUCCACCUCACCAGAAUAAUCCUGAUCAUGGUGCAGGGGAAGAAGUAGGUAUCAAAUCAAAACCUCCUGAGGAUUGUUCUUUAAAAGUGCCAUCGAUACCUAUCAGCAUAAAUGUGAAACCGAAAUCUAGCUUGCAGUUAGCUGUCUCUACAUUUGGUUAUCAAAUUCUACGGUAUCCCCAAUUUGCUGAGCUUUGUUGGGUAACAUCAAAGCUUAAGGAAGGGCCAAGCGCAGAUGUUUCGGGUCCUUGGAGAGGAUGGCCGUUUAAUUCGUGUAUCAUUCGUCCUUGUAAUCCAUCAGAGCAGACUAUUACUGCUUCCGGUUCCAACAAUGUUAGAAGCAAAGAUGUAUCUGGCAUUGCCAGAGGCCUCGUUGCUGUUGGAUUAUCAGCGUAUAGAGGAACCUAUACAUCACUGAGGGAAGUCUCUUUUGAAGUAAGGAAAGUUCUCGAGCUAUUAGUUGGGCGGAUCAAUAUGAAAAUCGAUGCUGGAAAGGACAGAUGUCAAUAUAUCCGAAUUUUGUCUCAAGUUGCUUAUCUGGAAGAUCUGGUUAAUAGUUGGGUAUAUGCAAUGCGAAGUUUUGAAUCGAAUGCUCAAACAGAGUCGAUGAAUCCCUUGUCGUGUUCUGUAGCUGAUGCGACAGUGAGGGAUGAGCCAACUGAGCAAGGAACAUCUGAUCGAUCAAAAGGAGACCUGAAAGAAGAUACCCAAAACAUGAAUUGCCCAGACCCUAUAGCAUCUACUAAUCUUACGGACAGUCAUCAGCCAGAUCUAGAGAUUACGGACGGCUUAGUUUUGAUCAAAGAGAAUGGUGAUGAUGCUUCGAACUCUGCAAUGUUGAUGGAGGAUUCAAGAGUAAUUUCCUUGCAUCAGGCUGUUCUCCUUGAUCUUAACUCUCCUGCAGCUGACCAUGAACAGAAUGUAACCCACAAUGGAUCAUGCGAGGUAGAAACAACAGCAACAGUCACUUGUGUGCAAGAAAAAGCUAAUUCAGAAAACAAUCCUGUUGGAAUCUCACAGGAAGAUCCCAAAAAAUCAGCUGACUCAAGUAAUGGUGAAGGAGAUUCUGCAGACAGCAUGCAUGAACCAGUUAAACAAGUUGAAACACCUGCAAGAACCAAUCCUCUGGAUGACCCUAGUUUAGUUUGUUUGUACCGUUGCUGCCCUCAGUGUGUCUCCAUCCUCCAAGAUUCAAUGCGUAAAUUAGUAACUCGCGAACUGAGACUUGGUAGCAGCCACAUCACUACAGAGGGUAUACAUGAUGCGGUUUCUUCAUUAUCAGUAGAGCUUAUUGCUGCUGUUAGAAAGUUCAUCUCUGCCAGAAACAAUGGUGCUACGCAGGAAGUAGAGGUUGAAGAACGUGAUGAAAGCUCAGAAAAGGAAGCAUGUCCAUGCAAAAGGUUACUUGGUAAUUUUCUUGCCUCUGCCGAAUGCUGCAGUCAUUCUGCCGAAGAGCAAGGGGGCGUAGAUAAAGCGAACACAUCUCCAAGCGCUAAGAGUUGGCUUGAACCAGUAUUCGUUUUCAGGGACGGGAUAUUGGUUCCGGUAAGUACCGAAGAUGACUGCGCCUUGCACUGUAAAUAUGAUAGUUUAUGCCUUGGUUCUCUCAUAGAGUUGGUUGCAACUGAGAUGAAGCCUUUUUGAUUGAUUGAACUUUUUUUAAUCUUUUUGUCUACUCAAAUAUACAGACUGUUAUCUUAGACGUAUGAAAAAAAUUCAGCAGGGUCAUGGCUCAAGUUUUUCAUAACUCUGUUUGGGCUGCUAAUUGAUUUCUUUCUCUUGAGA
Raphanus sativus (radish) is the source of this 5896-nucleotide messenger RNA. RefSeq lists its product as uncharacterized. Gene Ontology annotation, molecular function: histone binding; ATP hydrolysis activity; chromatin binding. Gene Ontology annotation, biological process: positive regulation of transcription by RNA polymerase II. Gene Ontology annotation, cellular component: nucleus. Lineage: Eukaryota; Viridiplantae; Streptophyta; Magnoliopsida; Brassicales; Brassicaceae. The record is from RefSeq and is a predicted model, not a curated record.